CAAAGAAUAUCAAAUGUCUGGUUUUCUUUUUGCUUCUUUUUAUGCUAGAACUCCGCCCAAAGUUUGAGGGCUAUAAAACCCUGGCAAUUAAAACCCCUCAGAUGCUUUGCGCAAUCCCAAAGUGACCUGCAUCCAGCACCGAUGGCAUCUCAAGGCAUCCAGAUCCUGGGCAUCAUGCUUGCCAUGAUAGGCUGGUUUGGGACCAUCAUCACCUGUGGCAUGCCAAUGUGGAGGGUCACAGCCUUUGUUGGAGCGAACAUCGUGACGGCACAAAUCAUCUGGGAGGGUCUGUGGAUGAGUUGUGUGGUUCAGAGCACCGGACAGAUGCAGUGUAAGGUCUACGACUCCAUGUUGGCUCUAUCGCAAGACCUGCAGGCUUCCAGAGCCAUGGUUAUCAUCUCCAUCAUGGUGGGCAUCUUUGGAUUCCUGAUGGCUGUGGUUGGAGGAAAGUGCACCAACUGCUUGGAGGACGAAGCAGCCAAAGCCAGAGCUUGCAUCGUUUCAGGGGUGGUUUUAAUCAUCGCUGGCUUUCUCAUCCUGAUACCUGUGUGCUGGUCUGCACACACUCUUAUCAGGGACUUCUACAACCCUUUAGUAACAGAAUCCCAGCGGCGGGAGCUGGGAGCCUGUCUUUACAUUGGCUGGGGAUCUGGAGGCCUCUUGUUGCUGGGUGGUGGGCUGCUUUGUUGGAACUGCCCAUCCAAUGACAAUAGGCCCUACGUGGCAGCCAAAUACAGCCCUGUCAUAUCUGUGAUCCCAGCAAUGAAUUAUGUGUGAGAAUAACCUUAAGAUAUGUGGCAAGUAUACUGUGUAAAAUGACUGAAAUAGACUAUCAUACAAAUUAUCAUGACUUUGUCAUUUGUUAAAUGAAGAUGACUGAGUGAAAGC
Molecule: messenger RNA, 888 nt
Organism: Sinocyclocheilus grahami
Lineage: Eukaryota; Metazoa; Chordata; Actinopteri; Cypriniformes; Cyprinidae
Product: claudin-4-like
Exons: 1
Coding region: 142-777 (211 amino acids)
Cellular component (GO): bicellular tight junction; membrane
Molecular function (GO): structural molecule activity
Source: RefSeq, a predicted model, not a curated record